Molecule: messenger RNA, 3137 nt
Organism: Olea europaea var. sylvestris
Lineage: Eukaryota; Viridiplantae; Streptophyta; Magnoliopsida; Lamiales; Oleaceae
Product: 2,4-dichlorophenol 6-monooxygenase
Exons: 14
Coding region: 864-2960 (698 amino acids)
Molecular function (GO): FAD binding
Source: RefSeq, a predicted model, not a curated record
UUUUCAAGCCAAAUCACGCGAAAUAUGAAAACACGGGAAACGGUUCAUUUCCCCCAAAUUCGUCCUCUUUCUUGAGCAACCAAUCCUCCUCUUCCUUCCAUCAAUAACAACCACCAACUGCCUCCUAAGCCGCCGGACCCACACACCACCGGCACCUCAUCACCUCCCUCUACAACCUCCGACCAUUGCCUGCCCACCAGAUCACCGGAAACAGCGCCAAUUCCCAUCCAAAACCUCGAGAGCAGUCACGAUUUUUUCCCAGUUAGUUCCACAUCCGGCCACCCUCUCGAUCGUGGAGCACCACCACAACAUUACUCUCAACCAGGCGCAUCUAAUUCUACCAUGGGUCACCCUAAAUUUUGUCUAGAAUCGACUGAGCUUGUUGGAGCAGAAUCGGUUGAGCUUGUUGGGUAGCUCACAAUUGUAACCCUAUACAGCUUAAGGCUUUGGUUUGUUCUGGAAAGCAUCAAAAAAAGCUUUAAUUUAUUGUGGCUCUGAUUUCUCGUUCACUUUGAUGCAACAAACCAUGCAAGCAGGAGCUUCGCUUGAUCUUUAGUACCUUGAAUUGAUUUAUGAUUCUUGCGAACUAUGCGAGAUUGUGAGUUGCAACGGUGGAAUUCUCAAAGUACCGUAUUGUGUCAUUUCAUAGUUUUUGCUCAAUUCCUACUUCUCAGAAACUCUUAGGUCUGGUACAUGGCUGGGACUUCGUGGGGGCGUGGGCACAAAGGAGCCAAGCAUUCGCUGGAAAAUUUCUCCACUCUGAUUCUGUUCAAUUUCUUCUAAUAGCACCUGAAUUGAAGAAGCUUCUGAUCUGUUCUGUGAGAACCUUAAACCUCUCGGGAGUCUGUGUUUGCAUUUGUGUAAUGGGGGUUUUGAGGAGAUUCCAUGGAGCCUACAAUAGUAGAACUAUAAACCGUGCAAUCCCAUGCAUCCAAAGAAGAUUAUUGUCAGGUUCGAUUAGCAAAAUCAAUGGUGGGGGCUCGGUUUUGCCGGUCUUGAUCGUAGGUGCAGGCCCUGUUGGACUUGUGCUCUCCAUUCUUCUCACAAAACUAGGUGUAAAAUGUGCAGUUUUAGAGAAAAACAAGGCCUUUUCAAAACACCCUCAAGCUCAUUUUGUUAACAAUCGGUCAAUGGAGGUGUUCCGGAAAAUAAAUGGCUUGGCUGAUGAGAUUAUGAUGUCCCAACCUCCAGUGGAAUUUUGGAGGAAGUUCAUCUACUGCACUUCACUCACGGGUCCUAUUCUUGGUUCAGUUGAUCAUAUGCAACCUCAGGAUCUUGACCGAAUUGAGAGUCCUGUUUUUGUUGCACAUUUCUCACAGUACAAACUUAUCAGAUUGCUAAUUAAACAACUCGAGAACAUAGGCUUUCGGGUUGCAAGUGAAGAGUUGAGCCCCGAUGAUGUCCAGCUUGCAGAACAUAGGGUAUUACUGGGGCAUGAGUGCACAUCUUUCAACACAACUGAUCAUGGUGUAACUGUAACUACAUCUUUUCUUAGGGGAGGAAAGCAUAUGGAGAAAGAUUUCUACUGUGAUUUCCUUAUUGGUACAGAUGGUGCAGGAAGUACUGUUAGAAAGCUCAUGGGAAUAGACAUGAGCGGUGAGAAGAACUUGCAAAAUCUCAUCAGUAUCCAUUUUAUGAGCCAAGACCUCGGGCAGUAUCUGAUCAAUGACAGACCGGGCAUGCUGUUUUUUAUCUUCAAUACUGAAGCUAUCGGUGUUCUGGUCGCUCAUGAUCUGAAGCAAGGGGAAUUUGUGUUGCAGGUGCCUUUUUAUCCGCCCCAGCAAAGGCUUGAAGAUUUUAGCUUCAGGAUGUGCGAGAGAUUAAUCUUCAAAUUGGUUGGCCGAAAGCUUUUAGACAUAGAAGUGAUGGAUAUAAAGCCUUGGGUAAUGCAUGCUCAAGUUGCUGAUAGAUUUUCAUCGUGUAACAACAGAAUAAUACUUGCUGGCGAUGCUGCUCAUCGCUUUCCUCCUGCUGGUGGUUUCGGAAUGAAUACCGGUAUUCAGGACGCUCAUAACCUUGCCUGGAAGUUAGCUUCUGUAAUCAAUGGCAUUGCACGUCCAUCACUUCUUUCCACUUAUGAAAUGGAGCGUAAGCAGAUUGCCAGUUAUAAUACGGCACUUAGUCUCCAAAACUUUAAAGCAGCAAUGGCAGUGCCUGCUACUCUUGGUCUUGAUCCAGCCAUUGCAAAUGCAGUCCAUAAAACUAUAAACAAUACCGUUGGUUCAAUUCUGCCGUCUGAACUACAAAGUGCAUUUUUGGAUGGUAUUUUUAGCUUAGGCCGUGCACAACUCUCAGAGUCUCUUUUAAAUGAAAAGAAUCCUCUUGGAUCUAGAAGGCUUGCCAAACUGAGACAGAUAUUUGAAGAAGGAAAGAGCCUUCAACUCCAGUUCCCUGCCGAGGAUCUAGGUUUCAGGUAUCGUGAAGGAGCACUUGUAUCUGACAGCAAUAGUUUGUCAAGUGCAUCAGAAACGCCUACUGGACGGAGGAGGGAAUACAUUCCGUCCACGGACCCCGGAUCAAGACUGCCGCAUAUGAAAAUUAAGCUGGUAUCAGAACUGAAAAGAAGGGAGACUUUUUCCACACUUGACCUUGUAUCUAGUGACAAUGUUCAGUUUCUUCUGAUUAUUGCUCCAAUUGAAGAGUCCUACAAUCUAGCUCGAACUGCCUUUAAAGUGGUUGAGGAACUUAAAGUUCCUCUAAAGGUAGCUGUGAUAUGGCCAACCAUUGAUGGAAGUAGCAGAAGUGAAACAGCACUGUCACCUUGGAAGAAUUUUGUGGAUGCAGUUGAAGUUAAAAGUUCUUCAUCUUCACCAUCAUGGUGGGAUCUUUGUAGAAUGACAGAUAGAGGAGCCAUUUUAGUGAGACCUGAUGAGCACAUUGCUUGGCGUGCAAAGUCAGGAAUAAUGAAUGAUCCUAUUUAUGAGCUCAAAAAGGUUUUUCAUCUUGUACUUGGAUUGUAGUUGAGCUAUUUAGUUAGUUCAAUAUUUAUUUGCGCUAGUAGAUACAUUUUACGGAGAUACUAGAUUUAUAGGUGUUUUGAUACCAUUAUAAUAAGUUUUAACAUAUUCAUUAUUAUUUAUGUAUUUUCUUUUCUUUUGACGCUACACAGAAUUUUCUAUUGAUGCCUUCUCAUUCCA